Parnassius mnemosyne (clouded apollo) is the source of this 1371-nucleotide messenger RNA. The record is from the annotation of a GenBank genome assembly. NCBI's taxonomy places the organism in Eukaryota, Metazoa, Arthropoda, Insecta, Lepidoptera, Papilionidae.
AUGCCCCGGUUAAAGUAUGCCUCCGUGCUUCGCUUUCUCGUCAUCUUGGGGCUGUUCUGCUUGUCGGUGCAGAUCAUGCUGUCGGCGUCGAAUGGGAUUAUUGACAGAGAUGGUGAGGAGCUGAUGAAUUCCAAUGACACGUCUGAACAAGUUCUGGCCCUGGUGCCACCUGAACUCCACAAGUACCUGACGGUCCACUCCAAGAACGCUACUGCGAACGCGACUGAACGCGCUAGUCCAAAGAACGUGUCAGACAUACGGAGGGCCAUCCAGAGGCACAAUGACGCUCAAAUCAUCUACAAUGAGGACAUCUUCGGUCCAGUCCAGAAUGACACUAUCAUCAUCGCUAUACAGGUUCACACUAGACUUACGUACCUGCGUCACCUAAUCGUGUCCCUUGCCCAAGCGAGGGACAUUGACAGGACUCUGCUGGUCUUCUCCCACGACUACUACGAUGAGGAGAUUAAUGCGCUGGUGCGGAGUAUAGACUUCACGAAGGUGAUGCAAAUCUUCUAUCCAUACUCCAUCCAGACUCAUCCCUACGAGUUCCCCGGAGUUGACCCGAACGAUUGCCCCAGGGACGCGCGGCUUGAACAGGCAAAGAAGUUAAAAUGCAACAACGCUCUCCAUCCAGACCUUCACGGUCAUUACCGCGAGGCGAAGUACACACAGACCAAGCACCACUGGUGGUGGAAGGCCAACAGGAUCUUCAACCAACUGCAGUGCACUGCCGGUCAUACAGGAAUGGUGGUAUUCUUAGAGGAAGACCACUACGUAGCCGACGAUUUCAUCCACAUGCUGCAUCUUCUCCGUGCUACAGCUGACAAAAGCUGUCCACAGUGUGAAAUACUUUGCCUUGGGACCUAUUUGAAAACCUAUCAAUACCACACAACAGCAGAUAAGGUAGAAAUAACGCCUUGGCAUUCGAGCAUGCACAACAUGGGAAUGGUCUUCAAUAGGACAGUGUGGAACAACAUAAUGCAGCUACAAGAGCAGUUUUGCGCCUACGAUGACUACAAUUGGGAUUAUUCCUUGUUACAUCUGUCGCAGAACAGACCUGGACGGGAGAAGUUUAGAGUUAUCUUGUGCAAAGGGCCUCGCGUGUUUCACAUCGGUGAAUGUGGAAUCCACCACAAGAAGUCGAACUGCAACGCCUCAACGGUCAUAAGCAAGGUACAGAAGCUCCUCCAAAACGCGAAGUCGCACAUGUUCCCAUCGCGGGUUACCGCCACUAUCACCGCUGGUGGGGCGAAGCACAAUAAGAAGCUUACCAAGGGAAACGGUGGAUGGGGGGAUAUUAGAGAUCAGGAGCUCUGCACAAAUAUGACGAAGGUCGGAAGACAAAUGAGAAGGUACAUAAAUUACGCGUAA